AUGAAAGUUAUCUUACUAGGGUAUGUCUGAAUAUCACAGUGCUUCUGAAGUAACAGCAACACGCAAUUUUGAUUUGCGUUCAGUGACUCCUGUGACCUCAGGGUCACUAAAAUUUUCAACUACAGCAGAUCCAAAUAAGACGGAUUUUACCAAUUUUUUCUUAGAGAAUAAAGAAUGGCUCAAAGAAAAUUCGACAUUGCCGAACACGUUCCUGUACGACUCCGGUGUUGAAAUCGUCACAGAAAGUGACCUCAAAGUUCCAUUCGACCUGGAUCCAUCUUUUGAAGCAUCAGUUGACAUUCAAGAACUUUUAAAAGGAGCAGACGUGAAUGAAGAAGAAUUUGAAAAUCUUGCAUCAGCACUGGUGAGCAAAGAGGAUACUACAUUAUUGGAUUUGGUCCAACAGGCCAACGGAAGGUCAGCUAUUGAUACGGUAACUUCAAAUACUUUUACCAACAUUGUUUCAAGUGGUAGUUUGUAUAAUAACAUUGACUUUAUGACCAACGACGAGAACGUUAAUACAGGGAACGGGGUGAUGUUCAUAGAUCAAUUAGUUGACACAGUUAACACAAACGAUCUCUUGGAUUCCAGCCAAGAUAAUAGCCGAGAUUCAGCAUUCUCGGAUCAGAUUGAGAGUGUGUCAUCCUCCGUUGCAUCACCACAAGAGUUCUUAGUAGUUCGUCCAUUCAGAAAUAAGCCAGGGCGUAAACCAUCCGGUAACGGACCGAUCCGCCCAAGGAAACGUCAGCCUGUUAAGGAUACGGCAGAAUAUUUCGAAAAGCGAGAACGCAAUAACGUGGCUGUCAGAAAAAGCAGAGAUAAAGCAAAACUUAAACAAGUUGAAACUGAACAAAGAGUGCAACAGUUGGCGGACGAAAACGAAAACUUGAACAAGAAAUUAGACUUGUUGACAAAGGAGCUGAACGUGCUGAAGAGUUUGUUUAUAAAUGUUGGUUCCACUUUACCGAAAGAACUUGAAAAAAUGCUCGCUAAGUGUUCAUGACGAACGCUCAAACUUUAGACUUUUGUUAGUUCACAGUUGUUGUAUUUCAUCAUCAUCACAUAUUUCUCAUUUAACAUUAAUAGAUAAGAAGGAUUGUAUAUCAAAUGACUGCAGAAAAUGUACUUCUAAACAUUGUACAAAUAUUGGAGAAAGUGACAAUAUAAACUUAGUGAGACCAAAUUUGACUAGUGAGAAAUUCUGCAUAAUAACUCAUUUCUAUGGAUGUGAUUCAUACAAACUUUUUCAUGAACAGAGAUAUUUAAUUUACAAAGAUCAUUGUAGUUGUGUUUUUUCUAACUUUUGUAGUGAUAAAAAGGUUUUGUCCCCGCUGCAUAUGUAUAAAGUAUGGGGCAAGACUUAUGUAGUAUGUAUCUAUAAUAUAAAUAAUUUAAAAGUCA
Messenger RNA from Mytilus californianus (California mussel), 1401 nucleotides. RefSeq names its product CCAAT/enhancer-binding protein-like. Gene Ontology annotation, molecular function: DNA-binding transcription factor activity, RNA polymerase II-specific; RNA polymerase II cis-regulatory region sequence-specific DNA binding. The record is from RefSeq and is a predicted model, not a curated record. NCBI's taxonomy places the organism in Eukaryota, Metazoa, Mollusca, Bivalvia, Mytilida, Mytilidae. The coding region runs from base 23 to 1003 and encodes 326 amino acids. Gene Ontology annotation, biological process: regulation of transcription by RNA polymerase II; DNA-templated transcription. The transcript has a single exon.